Messenger RNA from Diaporthe batatas, 1512 nucleotides. RefSeq lists its product as uncharacterized. Lineage: Eukaryota; Fungi; Ascomycota; Sordariomycetes; Diaporthales; Diaporthaceae. Bases 437 to 1375 code for a protein of 312 amino acids. Gene Ontology annotation, molecular function: phosphoric diester hydrolase activity. The record is from RefSeq and is a predicted model, not a curated record. Gene Ontology annotation, biological process: lipid metabolic process. The transcript has 2 exons.
CCCUGCCGCACUAGGACUCGGACAAUGUAAACAGCCAAAUCUCUUUUGGGCCCCGUUAGAUUUCACCCCCAAGAAGAAGACGCAUCACAGGCCUGGCUUGACAGCACGUGUAGAGCUCGAGGGGAUGGUGGGAAGAUCAUAACAGGCCAGGGUCCCACGUGGACAUUUGAUUGGCCCAACCCGAGAUGAAUACCUUCCCGGUCGGGACAUGGCCCUGGUGACAUCACGGGUCCCUGGUCGGCUGCUGCCCGCAUCAAGACGAUGGGACCUCAAGAUGGUUGAAUAAAUAACGGGAAGGGUCUCUAGGACGAACACCAGUUCGCAGUGGUCGUGCUUUUUCCUGGCUUCUGGGUCAUCAAGAUAUCACCACCAAGCCAGCCAACCCCGCACCCGUCAUCCCCCCCCCCAUCUUCCUCUGCCACCCUCGUUCUCUGCAAUGUUUUUCUCACGGAUCGCCGCGGCCCUGGUCGCGGUCCAAGCCGUCCUGGCCCAGUCAGACAUACCAGUCUCGCCAGACCUGGAGAAGAUCAUCACCGAUGCCGCCUCGGACCCAAAAUACGACUACCCGACCUCGUUGACCCGGGGCAUCAUCCCGAAGGGCCUUCACUCUCACAAUGACUACUGGCGCCAAGUCCCCUUCUACUCGGCCCUCAAGGCAGGCGCAAUCAGCAUCGAGGCCGACGUCUGGCUCUACAACGGCACCCUCCACGUAGGCCACGACGAGUCCUCCCUGACCGAGGCCCGCACCCUGGACAGCCUGUACAUCCAGCCCAUCCUGUCCGUCCUGGAGAAGCAGAACCCAGACAGCAGCUUCGUCGGCAACACCACCACCAGGAACGGCGUCUACGACACCGUCCCCAGCCAGACCCUCUACCUCUUCGUGGACCUAAAGACCGACGGCGCCACCACCUUCCCCGCGGUGAUCAAGGCCCUCCAGCCCCUCCGCGACGCGGGCUACCUGACCACCUUCGACGGCACAUCCGUCACCCAGGGACCCGUCACCGUCAUCGGCACCGGCAACACGCCCCUCGGCCAGGUGCAGGGCGUCGCGCCCCGCGACUACUUCUGGGACGCCCCCAUCCCCCUGCUGGCCGCGGUCCCGGCCGACGUCUCGCCCAUCGCCAGCACCAGCUUCAACGUCUUCUUCCCCGGCGUGCGCGGCAAUGAUGGGCUCAACGACGCGCAGAAGGUGCUCCUCGCCGCGCAGGUCGCCCUCGCCAAGGUCAAGGGCGUCAAGCUGCGGUUCUGGGACCAGCCCGGGUGGCCUGUCGGCACGCGCAACGGCGUCUGGAGGUCGCUUUGGGAUGCUGGGGUGGAUAUCUUGAAUGUGGAUGAUUUGGACGCCGCGGCUAAUUUUUGGGAGAGUAUGGGUUGACGGCCGCAGCUGUCUUGAGGUUGUGGCCGGCGUGGGCUGUGCGUGGCCGCUCGGGUUGGGAAUUUAAUACAAAGUACGCAGGUACUGAGGCCAUUCGGCUUCGACCCUCUGGCUGGCUUGACAGCCGAGGAGUCGAG